AUGGGUCUAGCGAUUUCAUUAGUGUCCGCGCAUCCUGAAAAAGUAUGGUACCACAAGUGUCCAUCCCGCGGUCUGCACUGCAACAAUACGGCACUGGUCACACAACGUGGAUGUGCGAUUUGGUAUGACGAACCGAAGCUGUUGGAGGAUAUCGAAGAGCAUUUGGGUGUGACAAUCGCGCAGAUCGAUACCGAUAUGGUCGUGCCAGUAGAUGAGUUCGACGGUAAGGUGGUGUAUGGCUCGAAACGCUCCACAAAAGGAUCACUCUAUCAAGGCCAUGCAGUACAACUGUCUGGAGCUGUGGCGCAGUUGGCUGACUUGGAGCGUUCUCUACAGCUGUCUUAUUUGAGAAUGUACACACCAGCUGCAAAAGCCAAAUAA
This is a messenger RNA of Anisakis simplex (herring worm), 381 nucleotides long. NCBI's taxonomy places the organism in Eukaryota, Metazoa, Nematoda, Chromadorea, Rhabditida, Anisakidae. The record is from the annotation of a GenBank genome assembly.